Messenger RNA from Lonchura striata (white-rumped munia), 4654 nucleotides. RefSeq names its product mono-ADP ribosylhydrolase 2 (gene MACROD2). Gene Ontology annotation, cellular component: nucleoplasm. Gene Ontology annotation, molecular function: ADP-ribosylglutamate-[protein] hydrolase activity. The record is from RefSeq and is a predicted model, not a curated record. NCBI's taxonomy places the organism in Eukaryota, Metazoa, Chordata, Aves, Passeriformes, Estrildidae. Gene Ontology annotation, biological process: DNA damage response; purine nucleoside metabolic process; peptidyl-glutamate ADP-deribosylation.
GCGGGGGUGCCGGGGCAGAGCGAGGCGUGACCCGGCUGACGGGCACCGUGCGGCGGGCGCGGAGCCGGACCCGGCGGCAGCGGCGGCAUCGCUCGGCUCUGGCUCUGGCUCUGGCUCUGGCACGGCGUCUCCUCCACCCCCUCGUGAGCCUGGGGAACCUGCAGCUCAAAGCCGCCGCCAGCCACGCCACCAUGUACCCCGGCAACAAGCGGAAAAAGCUGUGGCGGGAGGAGAAAGAGCGUUUGCUGAAGAUGACCUUGGAAGAAAGACGCAAAGAGUACUUGGGGGAUUAUGUUGCAUUAAAAACUAUUCCAACGUGGAUGGAAGACUUAAAAAGUAAGAGUGAAAGUGAUGGUGAAAAUGCUAAAGAAGAUCUGCAAGGGAAGAAAAGUCUGAGUGAGAAAGUUUCUCUCUAUAGAGGUGACAUUACGCUGCUUGAGGUUGAUGCCAUCGUUAAUGCUGCUAAUUCCAGCCUUCUUGGAGGUGGAGGAGUGGAUGGCUGCAUACACCGAGCUGCUGGGCCCUGCUUAGUUGCCGAGUGUCGCAACCUGAGUGGCUGUGAGACUGGACAGGCCAAAAUUACCUGCGGAUACGACCUACCUGCAAAAUAUGUGAUCCAUACUGUUGGGCCAAUUGCAAGAGGCCAUCUCACUGACACUCAUAAAGAAAACUUAGCAAGUUGCUAUAAGUCCUCUCUGAAACUGGCAAAAGAAAACAACAUCAGAUCAAUCGCCUUUCCCUGUAUUUCAACCGGAAUUUAUGGUUUUCCAAAUGAGCCUGCUGCUGUCAUUGCCCUUAGCACUAUUAAGGAAUGGUUAAGCAAGAAUCACAAUGAGGUGGAUCGUAUCAUCUUCUGCGUCUUUUUGGAGGUUGACUACAAAAUUUUCAAGAAGAAAAUGGGCGAGUUUUUCCCUCUAGGUGAUGCUAAUGAAGAAGGGCCUCAGCUGAGUGAAGAGAGAGAAGGCCAGCCUUCAUCUCCCACAAAGAGCAAAGAAGAGCAGCCUGAGGACCUGCAGGAUGAUGCUGAAGGUGGCAAUGGCACAGUGGACAAGGAAAACACCGAUGAAAGUAAGACAGAGAGCCAAGAAGCAGGUGAAACAAAACCUUCAGCUGUAGCCAGCCUAUCAUCAGAAGACACUGAGCUCAGUGAGAAUAAAGAUUCCCUGAAAGACUCCAAAGGCACGCAGAAAGGUGAUUCAGUGCAUCCUGUGGGGUGUGAACAAGAUCAAGCCAAAGGACAACAGGAUGUUUCUGCAAAUGAGGAGAUAAAAACUGGGGCAGAUUCCCAAGGCUCCUGCAUGGAAAUAGAAGAUCCACCGUUGAACCAAGACACAACAGAAGCUGAGAUUCCUUUGAUACUUGGUGCAGAGGAAAAGGAAGAAGGAAAAGAAGAAGAAGGAGGGAUACAAGAGCAAGAGGAAACUUCCGUGGAGCCUAUGAAAAUUGACCUUGCAAGUCAAGCAGCAGAUGUUUCAAAUAAGGAUGCUGAAAUGAAUAGUCAAGUUGAAAGUAUAAACGAUCCAAUGGAAACAGAGCAGAAACCUUAAGUAACAGGAAGGAUGCAGGAGAGGAGAGACCCAUGGAAACCCUACGGGCAGGCGCUGACAUCCUCCAGCAUCAUUCUUGGCCGAAAAGAGCACACAGAGAUGAUCAGCGGGUUGGGAGGGGGGGAGCUUUUGGGGGAAUGAGUCUUUGCUAUUAAUUUCUCUUUGUUCUUCAUUGCAUUUCAUUCUGUAAGUCUGUUGGAAAGAAUCAUAACUUCCCAGGUCUAACAAUGUUUUGCAAUUAACCCUGCGUUUACAACAGUUUCUUCUGAAAUGUGAGUCCCUCUCUUAUCUUGGGUCUUUUUUCCUCCUGCAUCAUACCAUCAGUAGCCUGUUUCCAGGCCCACCCCUUUUCUAGCAUCUUUAUCUUCUUUCCCAUGUUCAGCCUAUGCUGUGCCACGUCCUUACAUGUGAAUAACACAUGUGGCCUCAAACAGCCAACACCCUAAAUCCUGCUUUUUCCAGUUAGUUCUGCACAUCUCAAAACCAGUGCUGUAAGUAUGACCUUUGGGUACAGGUAGACAACAGACAUUUCAUCAAUGCUGGAAAGACUCUGCAUUGGAGGCAUCUUUAAAUACAGUUCCCAGCUUUAACAGCUUCACACAGUAGCUUUUGUGAGCCCUCAUUACAUUUUCCACCACAUAUGCAUGGAUUUUUCUUUUUUUUUUUUAAAGCAAUUAACAGUUAUUUGAAUAAGAAUGUCUCUCCAUAUGUCAAUUUUUCUGCCAGUAAAUGCUGCACUGAAAUUUUUAGAAAAGGAACAAAAGGUUUUCGUGUGCAUAUCCCAACUGUACUGUAACCAAAACUGAUGGAAAAUACACUGGAUGGAAAAGCAUGCAACCUGUGUCCCUAGUGGGAUGUGCUACAAACAGGAUUUUUAAAUGCUGCUAAGACUAAUUUGGUCAUUUUAAGCACAGUAAUUGAUUCUAAUUUGAUAAUUGUGAUAAAAUAAUUGGUUCUGUACUCCUUUUUUCACCCAAAAUAUUCCUGAAUCACAGAACAGGUAUUUAAUAUCUGGCCAUGAAAAAAAGUAAAAAAAAAAGGUAAGACAUAUCUCUAUCCUCCUGUGAUCUAGGUUCAUCCCAGCUAGAGCAGUUUUAAUGAUAAAUCCUGUGAUGGAGUAACAGCAAGUCAAGGGUGACCUGAGUGUACCUAACAUGGGCUAUGACAGUCAAUGGUUGUUGUUAAUUCAAAACGGUGUCAAGGAAAAAUAAGGAUUAGAAAGGAAAACAGGAAAAGCAUCAGGGAAGGGUAUUUCUGUGUGCUGUCUCCAGUGGUACAUUCACCCAGGUGUGACUAGCGCCAGAGGGGCUCUCAAGGAGCUUCUUCAUCACCUGGAGUGGAUGGACAACUCCAAAUUGGAUCAAUUGUAGGAGUAAAUGAGCUAAUGUUAGUCUAUUAAUUGGUUUGAGAAUUUCACUAAGAUUACCUGUAUUUGGUAGCUACCAUUCCUUUGACUCUUGUUUCCUCCAAAUACUCUUGAAGGGACUCCUUGUUCCCUUUGAGGUGCCUCUGAUGCUCUCCUUUCCCAGUCUUGGGGUCAUGCUUGGCAGAACGUGUCUUUUGGGAUGUGGACUCUUCUGCAUGGUCCCUGGUGUUUCUGUGUAUUUCUCAUACUGUGUAAUUAUAAUUGAAACAGGCUGUCAUAAUAGGUCAGUCAGGAGUGGAUAAAUGCAUCAGGAGGUGGUGUAACUGUGGGAACUCCAACAGACCAUCCAGUCCCUUGAAUGUAGUUCUGUACCCCUUCUGAUUGUGCUUCCCCAUGGCCAACAUUAACAUUAGCCAAGAAUCUUUUUUCACCAACUUUGGCUUUAGCAAGGGAGCCAAAGGGACAGCCCCACAGGAGGUUGGGUGGUGAGGUGUGGUCAUUCAGAAGGAGAUAAAGAUUCCUUAAAUGUCUUGCGAAGACUGACUGGCAGUUAAAGAAAAAAAAUUAGCUGCAAAGAUGCAUCAUAUUAGAUUCUCUCUAGCCCCUGCCAGUAAUAUCAUUUUGCUUUUUAUUUAACCUUGGUAGACAAUAGCAAGUCUUCGAAACAACCAUUUGCCCAAUGAUGUGUCAGCAAAGCAUGAAGUCCAGAAAGUGUAAAGCAAGGAAACCUAUGAGUAGAUUAAGUCCUUACUGUACUAUUUGCAGCCUUGUUCAUAUCUGUCUUCCUUUGGGUGGGUUUUGAUUUAAGUUGUUGGCAUUUUUCACUACUCAUAAAGUGAGUAUACGUUGGCAGCAUGAGUUCUCAGCUGUGUUAAUAAGCUGAUGCAGUCAGUCUCUGAUGUUCUUCUGGAGAUGCAGAAAGGUAAGGAGCUGGUUUUGUAGAAGAACAAAUGUUAGUUGGAGAACGACCAUACUGAUAUUUAUGUCAAGAAUUUUGAUUUAAACUCAAAAUGUAUUCACAGUAGGUGGUGUAAAGGGAGUAGCAGCUUUUGGGUGCUGCUGUUUGCAUUCAACGUAAGAGGCUGUGCUUGAUUGUUGUUUCUCCUGUGCCUGAAAGUGCUCAUCCCUACCAUUAGGCACAAUAUUCCUCAGGCUGGUGACUGCUCCCAUGAUGACAUCCAAAGGUGAUACUGAGACAUAGUCUGUAAUAAUGGGUCACUGCAGCUAAUUGUCACUCUUUCUAUAAAGCACUGAGAAAGCCUCUCUUUGAAUUAACACUGUUCUGCUUUAGGACUUGAAUUAAAUUAUAUUAAAAAAAAAAGUUUUCUCUAUAUGCAGUGCAUGCCAGCUUUGCUUUUAAAAUUACAAAAUUUAACAGAGUACGUGGAUCUAUUUUCUUGGGGAAUAGGGAUUUUUAUCAUAUUGUUCAUCCAGGAUUUGCCUUACCCUGACAUUUGUGAUAUAAGUUUUAAAAAAAAUGUAAAAAUUGAAAAAGGUAAUUUUCUUGACCAAAAAAUAUGUUUUUACUUCAAUGCAAAGAAAUGUAGAAUGUUGCUUGCAAAAUGUCUUCUAAUAGAUGGUCUAGUAGUUAUCUGGGUUAACAUAUGCCUUUCUUGUUACUUUGUCAUUUACAUGCUCAACCUGAGUCUCGUUACUUUCCUUGUAACCUAAAGAACCAAUGCCUUCAUAACUACCUUGUUAAAGCAAAUAGUUAAUAAAGCUUGUCCUGAAGAAAAGGCAA